This is a messenger RNA of Lontra canadensis (Northern American river otter), 3847 nucleotides long. RefSeq names its product eukaryotic translation initiation factor 2B subunit epsilon (gene EIF2B5). The transcript is spliced from 17 exons. Gene Ontology annotation, cellular component: eukaryotic translation initiation factor 2B complex. Gene Ontology annotation, molecular function: translation initiation factor activity; guanyl-nucleotide exchange factor activity; translation initiation factor binding. The record is from RefSeq and is a predicted model, not a curated record. Lineage: Eukaryota; Metazoa; Chordata; Mammalia; Carnivora; Mustelidae. Bases 68 to 2230 code for a protein of 720 amino acids.
UCCUUUUUGUCCCCUACUGCGAGCGGUGUCGGUUCCCGUGCGGAAGUGGUGGCCGUGAGGGAAGAACAUGGCGGCUACUGCACCCGGUGCAGCGGCUAAUCGGGCCAACAAGCUCAGCGGCCCUGGGCCAGGAGGCGGCGGAGGCGGCGGUGGGGGAGCCAAAGGGACGGAGGAGGAACCGCCGCCGCCCCUGCAAGCAGUUCUGGUGGCAGAUAGCUUCAAUCGCCGCUUCUUCCCCAUCUCCAAGGACCAGCCCCGGGUACUCUUGCCCCUGGCCAAUGUAGCACUACUUGACUACACUCUGGAAUUUCUGACUGCCACAGGUGUACAGGAAACCUUUGUCUUUUGUUGCUGGAAGGCUGCUCAAAUCAAGGAACAUUUACUGAAAUCCAAGUGGUGCCGCCCUACAUCCCUCAAUGUGGUUCGAAUAAUUACAUCAGAAUUAUAUCGAUCACUGGGGGAUGUUCUCCGUGAUGUUGAUGCCAAGGCCUUGGUGCGCUCUGACUUCCUUCUGGUGUAUGGGGAUGUCGUCUCAAACAUCAAUAUUACUAGAGCCCUGGAAGAACACAGAUUGAGGCGGAAGCUAGAAAAAAAUGUAUCUGUGAUGACAAUGAUCUUCAAAGAGUCAUCCCCUAGCCACCCAACUCGUUGCCAUGAGGACAAUGUGGUAGUGGCUGUGGAUAGUGCCACAAACCGGGUUCUCCAUUUCCAGAAGACCCAAGGCCUUCGACGGUUUUCUUUUCCUCUGAGUUUGUUCCAGGGCAAUGGAGAUGGAGUAGAGAUUCGCUAUGAUUUACUGGACUGUCACAUCAGCAUCUGCUCUCCUCAGGUGGCUCAACUCUUUACAGACAACUUUGACUACCAAACUCGAGAUGACUUUGUACGAGGCCUGUUAGUGAAUGAGGAGAUCCUAGGAAACCAGAUCCACAUGCACGUGACAACUAGGGAAUAUGGUGCCCGGGUCUCCAACCUGCACAUGUAUGCGGCAGUCUGCGCUGAUGUCAUCCGCCGAUGGGUCUACCCUCUCACCCCAGAGGCAAACUUCACUGACAACACAACCCAGAGCUGCACUCAUUCCCGGCAUAACAUUUACCGAGGGCCUGAGGUCAGCCUGGGCCAUGGCAGCAUCCUAGAGGAAAAUGUGCUUCUGGGUUCUGGCACUGUCAUUGGCAGCAAUUGCUUUAUCACCAACAGUGUCAUUGGCCCUGGCUGCCACAUUGGUGAUAACGUGGUGCUGGACCAGGCCUACCUGUGGCGGGGUGUCCAAGUGGCUGCUGGAGCACAGAUCCAUCAGUCUCUGCUCUGUGACAAUGCUGAAGUCAAGGAACAAGUUACACUGAAGCCACGCUGUGUUCUCACUUCCCAGGUGGUAGUGGGCCCAGACAUCACGCUGCCUGAGGGCUCGGUGAUCUCUUUACACCCUCCAGAUGCAGAGGAAGAUGAGGAUGAUGGUCAGUUCAGUGAUGAUUCUGGGGCUAACCAAGAAAAGGAGAAAGUGAAACUGAAAGGUUACAAUCCAGCAGAAGUUGGAGUUGCUGGCCAGGGCUACCUCUGGAAAGCUGCAGACAUAAACGUGGAGGAGGAAGAGGGACUACGGCAGAAUUUGUGGGGACUCAAAAUCAACGUGGAAGAAGAGAGCGAAACUGAAAGCGAGCAGAGUAUGGAUUCUGAGGAGCUAGAUAGCCGAGAGGGCUCCCCACAGUUGGAUGACAUCAAAGUAUUCCAGAAUGAAGUCCUAGGAACACUACAGCGGGGCAAGGAAGAGAACAUUUCUUGUGACAAUCUAGUCCUAGAGAUCAACUCUCUCAAGUAUGCCUACAACAUAAGCCUAAAGGAGGUGAUGCAGGUACUGAGCCAUGUGGUCCUGGAGUUCCCCCUGCAGCAAACGGAUUCCCCGCUGGACCCAAACCGUUACUGUGCCCUGCUGCUUCCCCUGCUCAAGUCCUGGAGCCCUGUUUUUAGUAACUACAUAAAGCGUGCAGCUGAUCAUCUGGAAGCACUGGCAGCCAUUGAGGACUUCUUCCUGGAGCAUGAAGCUCUUAGUACUUCCAUGGCCAAGGUACUCAUGGCUUUCUACCAGCUAGAGAUCCUGGCUGAGGAAACAAUCCUGAGCUGGUUCAGCCAAAAGGAUAUGACUGACAAGGGCCGACAGUUGCGCAAGAACCAACAGCUGCAGAGGUUCAUCCAGUGGCUAAAAGAGGCAGAAGAGGAGUCAUCUGAAGAUGACUGAAGUUGCACUUCCUGCUUCUGUGGGUGUGGUUGAUGGCUCUCCUGGCUUCUGGGCCAGAGCAAAUGAGAAGCUAGUUGCCGAAGGAUGAGUGACCGCCAUCCAAGAUGAGACUUAAAGGAGCAGAGGCCGGAACUACAGUAUUCAUCCCACCGCCAGCAACCAUGUGCCUCCCAUCCUGACCGAGGAGUUGGGGAAAGGGAAGUUGGGCUGCAACAAAACUCUGCCUAAAGAGGAGCGAGGCAGGCCCUGCAGUUAGAGGAAGCCCAGAGGAACGGUUUUGUGCUCUGGCUUUCCCUCAGGGAACAGCAGAGAGCAGCUGGCCCUUUCUGCUGCUUGUAUUUGUUAAUAUUAAAAAAGAGAGAGAGGGAUGUAUUUGGUUUCUCUCCCAACUCUGACUGAUCAGCUCGUGUUAUAGGUGAACAGAGUUCUGAACCUGGCAGCUUUUCCCUAACACCUGGGGGAGAAGGAGAAGUGGGGUGUGUUUAACAGCCACUAGGUGGUACUGUGGUGCCUUGCCAACUGACCAUCGUCAUGGCUCAUGGGUAGUUAGAGGCCUAGAUUGUCUUCCUGCCUCUGUGGACCAAUUUGUGGUCCUGGAGUGGUGUGCCUGAGCCUAUUUCCGUAGAGAGUCCUAUCCAAACACUUUUCCUGCCAGAGGGUGAUGAUCCAAGCAUAUGUCUAGUCCAUUAACCAGCUCCCAGUCCCUCACAUGCUUUGUCCAGUUGACCCAUUAUUAUCAGGGAAGCUGGGAUAUUCAGCAUCUUCAAGAUGAGGAAGUUUACUUAAGGUCUCAAGACUCUUGAAAGGAGUAAAGCUAAGGACUUGAAUCUUAUAAUCAAGAAUUCUGUUUCAGCAUAUAUUCAGUGUCUCAGUGAAGGGAAAUUGCCUCCAGAGGCAAAUAUAACCCCAAGCCAGCAGUGGGUAUCCUAAGAACAGAGGAAGAUCCUAUGAAAUUGGCUUUCUCCUAAUAUUGAGUGAGUGUUUACUGUAUGAUAAGCAUUUUGCUAAAUACUUUUCAUGUGUUUAGCUAAACUUCACAGUAGAUUAUGUAGGUCUUAUCUCCAUUUUCAGAUGAGCCUAACGUUCAGAGGUGUCCCAUAACUUGUCAUUGAUAGAGCCAUGCUGGAGUUUGCUGUUUUGCUCUGUAGUCUCCUUUAACCUCAGCUAUGAGACAUGCCCUUCUGUCUCACCUCUUUUAGCUCUUUGUUGUUGUCCUAAAUCCCUUACCCUAUUGACACUUAAACAGUGACAGAUGUUACUGGUAACGAGUGGCCCUCCUGAACAUCACAGAUAAAAUGGUUGCUAGUGUUCAUUUUAUUUGGGUAGAAAGGAGUAAGCUAAGGAAAAUGAUACUGAAUUGUACUCGGGUGUGAGGGGCAUUACUGAAUAUUUCUAAAGAGGAAAAAACAGGAGCUUAAUUUACUUUUCUUCUUCAGUAUAUCUUCAGUUUUUGCUUUUCAGAUACAAGACCUAGUUCCUAGAGGGCAUAUAAAGGUUAUGGCAUGGACUACGAGGAGCAGUUAAAUACAAAUAACUUAUAGGGUACCUCUUAUUUGGACCUGAUGAGUAGCAGGGCUCAGAGUUGGCCUACAGAACUUCUUUAGAAGGAAUAGAUUC